Messenger RNA from Sander lucioperca (pikeperch), 5096 nucleotides. RefSeq names its product TBC1 (tre-2/USP6, BUB2, cdc16) domain family, member 1 (gene tbc1d1). Lineage: Eukaryota; Metazoa; Chordata; Actinopteri; Perciformes; Percidae. The transcript is spliced from 21 exons. The coding region runs from base 158 to 3517 and encodes 1119 amino acids. The record is from RefSeq and is a predicted model, not a curated record.
CUCCUGCUUGCUACCCCUCCAGGUUCCUGAGAUCAUCAGUACGUUGAGACAAGCUGGCAAGAGCUCCGCACGCAAUGAUGACAUCACCACCAUUUCCAACAAAACUUCCACUGGAGGCAGCGAUUCCUCAGAAAACAGCUUUUCUUCUCUCUCCACAAUGACAACCUCCGCAGCACUGUCUGCUGCUGUGUCUCCGACAGCCUUUUCCAAGAAGUUUGAGGUGCUGUUCUGCGGCCGUGUGAGUGUUGCUCACAAGAAAGCCCCUCCGGCACUGAUUGAUGAGUGCAUCGAAAAGUUUAGCCGGUUGCAUGGCUCAGGGACGAGCAAUAAAGAAGGAAAUGGUGGGGGAUUGGUGGGUGGGCUGAGGAGGGUAUUAGCCUUUCAAUCCAAUGGACUCGAGAGAAGUGACAAUGGUAAUGGUGCUGCAAGGAGCCCAACCACUGGGAAGCAUCCUGUCCUGUUUAAAAGAGACCCCAGCUUUCCCUGUCUGCAGGCCCUGGAUGAGAAUGGACUCUCUCCUGAGAUCUCUCACACCAACACUACAGACUCACACACCCACUCUGCUGGAGUACAGCCCACCAGCCUGCAGGAGAACAGGACCAUGCUGUUUACGGUGGGCAGGUCUCAGAUCUUCUUGGUUAGUCCAGACACUAAGAAAGUUGCCAUAGAGAAGAGUUUCAGAGAAAUCUCCUUCUGUUCACAGGGUAUUCAUCACGUGGAUCACUUUGGCUUCAUUUGCAGGGAGACAGUGGAAGGAGGAAGCUUCCACUUUGUUUGCUAUGUCUUCCAGUGCACCGAUGAAUCACUGGUGGAUGAGAUCAUGCUGACUUUGAAGCAGGCGUUCUCUGUGGCAGCCCUGCAGCAGAAUGCAAAGACCCAGAGUCAGCAGUGUGACAGCUGCCCCAUACAGCAGCUCCACAGACUGUGUGAGAGGAUAGAAGGUCUUCCCCCAUCUAAAACCAAGCUGGAGCUUCAGAGACACUUGGCCACUCUGGACAACCAGGAGCAAGCAUCAGUCUUUGAAAACACUAUGAGGGCUCGUCCUAAGAGCGAUCAGGAAGAGAAUGAAUUGGUGAUGGCCUCUUUAAGGAAUCUGUAUGAGGAGAGGCAGAGGAGCCAUCAGCACACUCUGCCUGGAGACAGAAAACAGGUGUGUGAGGAGGCAGCUCCAGUCCCAGUUGAGGCACAGCAGAGUAGCAGUCGGCAGCGACUUGAGCAGUUCAAGAGCCGAGCCAAGCGCUCUCUCACUGAGUCCCUGGAGGGGAUCUGGAAGGGGAGCAGCAAGGCCAGAGCUCAGAGGGUCAACAGUGUAGGGAGUGACAGCGGCUCUUCCAUUUGUACCGUCAACAGCAGCCAAGACCAGCCUUGUCUAGAUGACCCCUUGCCUGCCUUCUCCCAGCUGCGACCCACCAGCCCACUCAGGUGCCACAACUCAACAGGAGACCUGAAGCGCCUUGACUCCUCUCUCGUCCUGUCUCCCUCCUCCUCUUUACCCGGUGAUGCUCAGCCACAGGGCUUCCGCCGACGGGCCAACACUUUCAGCCAUCCUUCCACCCCUUCCUCAGCAGAGUGCUCACCGGUGCAUACGCUAACUCACACACCACAGGACCCUACUGCAGCUACUAAGCCCAAGCUCGUAAGACACUACUCCGUCAGCACCGACACUCCACACCAGAGCAAACAUGUCCCAACCGACUCCACCCUUCCUCCUGUUCCUCCCUGCCCUUCGUCUCCCUCUCCUUUCCUCCCUCAUCAUCCUUCCUCACCUUCUACUGGAGCCCGGCUCAAUAAAAGAGGUCCUCUGGGUGGUCUGGGUGGUCUGCGUGCUCGUCUCCACUCCUCCUCCUCUGUUCCUAAUUUUCUGAAAUUUUCAUUUCUGGCCCCUGUCCAAGAGAAUGAUUGUCCUGAGCCAAAGAGCAGUGAUGUAGCAGCUCUGUCUACACAAAGUGCAGCAUAUGGAGUAGGGGAAAGCCCUCUGCGCAGUCACCGUCACUCAUGGAGGCAGCAGAUCUUCCUACGGGUCGCCACACCUCAGAAGAACACAGAAACCAAUGAGCGGGGGGAUCCCUGUCUUGAGGGGGGUCGAGUGUGCGUGGGCCAGGUGGGAGGUGGAGGAAGUGGGGACUCAUCCAUAAGGGUGGUGCUUGAGGAGAGGACGAAAAGGAGCAAAGAGGAGCUGAGGGAGCUCUGGAGGAAGGCCAUCCUGCAGCAGAUCCUGCUGCAGAGGAUGGAAAGGGAGAACCAGAAACUACAGGCCUCAGAAAACGAUCUGCAGAACAAGCGUCUGAAGCUGGACUACGAGGAAAUCACACCGUGUCUGAAGGAUGUCACUCUGGUCUGGGAGAAGAUGCUGGGAACUCCUGCAAGGGCAAAGGUCAAGUUUGACACAGAGACCAUACACGCUGCUGUUGAACAAGGUGUCCCAAGACAACAUCGAGGCGAGAUCUGGAAGUUUCUGUCUGAACAAUAUUUACUCAGGCAGACGGUCCCGUCCCGACCCCCUGCCAAUCAUACUCCAUACAAAGAGCUGCUGAAACAGCUCACCUCACAGCAACAUGCCAUCCUCAUAGAUCUGGGGCGCACUUUUCCAACUCAUCCAUAUUUCCAAGCACAGCUGGGGGCAGGACAGCUGUCUCUGUAUAAUUUACUGAAAGCCUACUCACUGCUGGACCCUGAGGUGGGCUACUGCCAGGGCCUGUCCUUUAUUGCUGGAGUGCUGCUGUUACACAUGGGGGAAGAAGACGCCUUCAACAUGCUCAAAUUUCUAAUGUAUGACGUGGGGCUUCGCAAACAGUACAGGCCUGACAUGAUAAUCCUGCAGAUUCAGAUGUACCAGUUGUCGCGGCUGCUCCACGACUACCACCGGGAUCUUUACAGCCACCUAGAGCAGCAGGAGAUUGGACCCAGCCUAUACGCCACCCCCUGGUUUCUCACCGCCUUUGCCUCACACUUCCCCCUCGGCUUCGUGGCCAGAGUCUUCGAUAUGUUGUUCCUGCAGGGGUCAGAGGUCAUCUUUAAGGUGGCCUUGAGCCUGCUGGGGAGCCACAAGCCUCUGAUCCUGCAGCAUGAGAACCUGGAGUCCAUAGUGGACUUCAUCAAGACCACACUGCCCAACCUGGGCCUGGUGCAGAUGGAGAAAACCAUCAACCAGGUUUGUCAGAUGGACAUGUCCAAGCAGCUCCAAGCCUACGAGGUGGAGUACCAUGUCCUGCAGGAUGAGUUGCUGGACAUGCCCCCGACCCUCAACCAACAGCAGCGAGCCGCACAGCUGGAGAGGACCAAUCAGAGCCUCCGACAGCAAAACCUCGACCUGCUUGAGGAGCUACAGGUGUCGCACGCUCGCGUCUGCAGCCUGGAGAGCCGAGUGGAUGCUUUGGCCCAGUCGGAGGCCCAGCUGAGGGAGCACGUUUCGGCACUGGAGGAAGAGAAGAAGCAGUUGUUUAGCACCGUCACGCGCCUCCAGGACCUCCUCACCAGCCUCGGCAUACACACCACCCCUGAUGGACACACGCUCUGAAAGACACAGUCACAGCGACAGCAAAGAUGGAAGACAGAGAGGGGGUGGCGAGCAGGACUGUUGACUCCCUUCCCCACUCUUUGGUUCUUCCAGAGGGUUCAUAACUGCACAUACAUUUUUCCAAAUGGUAAGGUCACCUAGACGAGGAAUCGUUUGUGGAAGGCCCAGGAAGAGAAGGUCGAGUGAGAUGUUAAAAUGACUCCCUACCUCGACCUUUAUCCUCUUCCCAGCUCCAGAAUGUUUUAAUAAAAAGAGGAAAUCCUAAGGUAGUUGGACCUAAAACAGAAAGGAGAAGGAUGGAAAUAUAACAAAAAUGGGGAUUUAAAAAAAAAUAAAAGAGAAAGAAAAACAUGGAUGGCACCCUUGAGUAUUAUCCCAAAAAGCACAACUGCCCACUUCCUGCUCUUUAACAAAUAUAAAAAGAAAAUGUGAUUUGAACAACAGUCCCCAAAGGUAGCACUGUCCCACUGGGUCCCUAAUGUAAAAACAAAACAGUUACAUUUGCCCCUGUACUUAUAUGUAUGUUUGUGUCUUUGAAUGUCUGUGAGUGUCUUCACUCAUGUGUUUUAUGCUCUUGUGUUGGCUGCAACAAGGCUAAAAUAGCCAAAGAAUGUCAUCAAUAUAAAACAAGCGUGAACAAAGAAUCCGAUCCUGAAACAACAUGUUAUGGAUCACACUUAGACAUAACAAGAAGGUAAUACAAAGAUGAAAUGUUUCCAAAGAAAAGGUGCAAGAAGAAAGUGAGAUGAAGGGACGGGUGAAGUGUUUUUUGUUUUCUUUUUCUAUUAUAUAAGCUAAAUGAUGUCAGAUAGAUCUUAAAUGGUGGUGCUCAUAUUCAGAGGUCAAAGGGGAACUAUUUUUGAUAUCUCCUCCCUAUUUCUAGGCUUCCAUAGUUUUGUUUCCUGAUCCUGUACACUUUCAACUUUAGUUGCUGUAGCUCGCAGGAAGAGUAACACAAUAAAUCCAGUCCAUUUCACAUCCUGUUUUUUCCCCUUUGAAUACACGUCGAUCCGUCUGUGUAGAAAGGGAAAUAGAUGCAGUUUAAGCAGAAAACUUUAGCUGUGGGGUGACCUUUGCAGCGGCUCGGAUUCGAAUCCGACCUGCAGCCCUUUGCUGCGUGUCAUCCCUCAUCUCUCUCCCACCUUUCCUGUCUAUCCACUGUCACUCUGAAAUAAAGGGAAAAAGCCCCAAAAAAUCAUCUUUAAAAAAAGAACACUUUAGCUGUGCUUUUCUAGUGAGGGGAAGUACAGAAUGCUACAGAUCAAUUGAUUUAAAGUUCAAAACACACUUCAAACAGGAAACCUCUGCUGUUGAGACAAUCCGUCAGCUAUGAGUCAUUUACUGUAUUCAACACUGAAUUCCUUCAAUCUGAGAUGCAGCUUGGUGUGUUUGGAUGCAAGUCUCUAAAUGUGUGUCUGUGUGCUUGUGCACUUCACUGAUGGCAACAAAUCUGUUGAUUUACACUGUAAAGAUAUUUUGCUUUUACUCCUGACUCUCCUUGCACAUGUGUUUUGUUUUAAUUGAUUAUUGAUAUUAUUGUUAUCCUGUACUUUAAAAUACAUUUCAUAUCCUUUCAGCA